Messenger RNA from Opisthorchis viverrini, 3757 nucleotides. RefSeq lists its product as hypothetical. The record is from RefSeq and is a predicted model, not a curated record. Bases 70 to 3108 code for a protein of 1012 amino acids. Gene Ontology annotation, cellular component: P-body. Gene Ontology annotation, molecular function: RNA binding. NCBI's taxonomy places the organism in Eukaryota, Metazoa, Platyhelminthes, Trematoda, Opisthorchiida, Opisthorchiidae. The transcript has 15 exons. Gene Ontology annotation, biological process: deadenylation-dependent decapping of nuclear-transcribed mRNA; P-body assembly.
UUGGGUCCGCCGCUGGGUUCGUAUUUUUAUGCGGCCUACAGUUAUGUUCCCCACGAUCUUCAACAGGUGAUGGAUUCGCCGGAUUCCCUUCACGAGGAUUUUGACGCCCUGAACGACGAGACCUUCGACUGUGCGGAAGCAGGUGACUGGGAGUUAGAACAUGAACAGUUUGCACUCAAGGAAAGUGCAUCAGAGAAUUUGGCGCCAGAAGCAGAUGCGCUUCCAAGGUUUUGGGAAGCCCCUGGAGAUUUUUCCUUCUUGUGGCAACCGAAUGCUCUCGAGACAUUCGAGAACGUCUUUGAAGAUGAAGGAAGAGAGAGGGGGGUGGACGUUGAAGAGACUAUUCAGAAAUUGGUGUCAGAAGAUGAAACCUUUGACGAUCCGGCUAUAUUAGACAUUUCGCGGAAAGUAUGCCGUCAGAAGUCCUAUGGAUCAGCACUAGAGAAAAUUCUCGAUGUCCCAUCUUACCCACCAGCUCACACGAAUAUUCUUGGCACAUGCAAGGACAUAUGGAGUUCGGAUGAGGCCAGCGCACCAAUGGGUGCUACCGUGCGUAAGCGUGAACAAGCAACAAGUUCACGCGACUCACUCAGCCUUAUGGAUAUCUUGCGUCGUCUGGGUAGUUCCGCUUCACCUUCCAAUGAAAAGCAUUCGGAAGAUACUUCUCUUCCUGGAUCUACAAACCUGUUACCGAAGUUGCUUCGGGAGGGUAACAUUCACCGUCAAUCUUUUCCUGUACCAGAGACUCGUGUCAAAUCUGAAGCGGUCGGGGCCAAGUAUUCCAAGAAACCGGUGUCAGUAUCCUGUGCGUUACCCAUUCCCCUGGAUACUGUCGGAUCUAUGAACUCACGCUCGCUUACUGAUAGGCGAGGGCCGCCUUUUAUGCGCCACCCAAUUCACCCAGACCGACCACCCCUUGCUGUUACGCCUCUAAAUUUUCCUGCGAGAUUGCAGCCACCUGUCAGUUGUGCAGUCAUGCCGUCUGUUGCCGAUAACUUUGGAGUGCGCCCUUUGCUGCUGGGCACGUAUUCGGGUUUGCAGAACGAUCUCGGGGCCUCUGCUCUGCAUUUCCUGUUGCUCAACGCGCAAAACAGAACCGCAAAUAUGGUUCGUGAUCCCAGGAUCCUACAGCUUUUCCCGCCACCCAUCACUCCGGGCAUGCGUGUUCCACUGUUACCUUCACCUGCUAUGCGUUUCGCCGGUGGUGGCACACAAACGCAUCCAACUUUAGUCAGACAAACAUCCCAUCCACCUCUUCAAUUUUGUGUUCCGCCGCCGCCACCACCGCCGUCAGGACUCCAUUACGCACCAGCCGUCCGAUCUGUUGUUCGUCCUGCGAAUCCCAUGUGGGUUCAGUACGUGAAGGCUGAUGAAACUAUGGGUGCGGAUGCAGAUUCAAACGAACCGUUUGAUCCUAACGUGGGAAGUUGGAUGACUAGGUUCGAGUCGAUCGGUGUACUUCUCAUGCAUCUGCGGCCUCUGAUAGUAUCCAACCCUUAUGUACAAGACUACUAUUUUGCAGUCCGAUGGCUACGACAAGCAACCGCUGAACGAUCCAGGCAACCAAGAAACGGCCCGCCACUCCCUGGUCAGCUACCUCCUAUAAUGCACAUGCCCAGUCCGUUGUCUCCUGAGAACCUUACGGACAGCGACCAUUUCCACUUUAGUUCGCUCAAGCGUAGGUUUGUUGUUCCGUUGGCCUUAGUACCAGCUCUACGUCAUUCACAGUCGCCGGAUAACACACCGGCAAACGAGGAUCCAGCUGCAUCGAUGAAACGGGAAGCAAGUCCUUCAUCGUCCCUCGUUUCACAACCUUCCGCCAAUGUUGCAGCUGCUGUGGAUACUAGCUCUUCUCUUGGACGUAUGACCAGAUCGAAUGUCCACUGUCCGCGAGUCGUCGUGGAGCUUUCGCUAGCCUCGGCCUUGUCCUCCGGUAGCUGCGAGUCGGAGCUGGUCAGCGAAAAUUCGACGGAAAAUCCGGCAACCAGCAUGACGGAACAAACGGCCUCUACUACUUCGCGGGACUUCGGCUACCAUCCCACAGUUCACGUCAAAUUUGCCAGGAAGCGCCGACUUCUCCUUGCCCGUAUUGAAUGGAUGUACAGCCUCAUUCUUCAUAUCGACGAAGUAGACAUAUCUUUAAUUCGAAUUGUUGUGCAAAAUGAAAUGCGAAAUCGGUUGACCUCCCACCGUCAGCAGCUACUGAAUCAACUGUUAGGAGACUUAUUUCGAUCUAGCGCAUAUCCGACCGGCAAACCGCCCGCAAUGGCGCCCACUUCUGAAAUCACGGAUUCUCACUCGCCCUGGUUAGACAUGUUGGCGAUUCGCAAAGGGAUUCGCCUGAUUGCCUCGGUGCUCCAUCAUCUUCCACCGCUUUUCUCCAACCGGUGCCUGCAAGAAUUCCUGGUACACUUUCACAAAGCCCAUACACUUUUAUCUCCCUUCAUGAAGGAAUGCACAUCUCUGCUCUAUCCGAGCCUUCGUCAUGCCGUAUAUCAAACAACCGAUGUUGAGUCCCUGAUGAGAGUCUGUUUCCCCGAAGUCAUCGAACCAUUGGGUCGUCACCCGGAACCAAGCGAAAGGAUCAAGGCGCUUUUAACCUCCCAGCUUGGACUAUCUUUGGUGUUUUGUCUCCUCGAUAUGUGUGCACGGCUAUCGAAACCGGAGGAUCCCUCAAGUUUUAUUCGAGCAGCGGCCUUUUUUGCUUAUAUGGCAACCAGUCCAUCUCUGGCCGAUUCGGACUCUCCUCGUCCUAUUGAAUCUUUUCCUCAUUUGGCCUCUAUCAUCCCUGUUUAUGUGCGACCGGAAGAUCAUCCACCACUGUCCUCUGAACGGCUGGAGCGAUUUUGCCAGCUUGCUUGUGUGCCGCACUCAGACAAUCGAAACGCAGGUUCAGCUUCGGUGAGAGCACCCACUCUCCAUGCGGCACAAGAUACAAAACCAAAAGAUACAACAGAAACAAGUAGCCAUCUUCAGGUGGAUAGCAAACCACCCAUCAUGAAUGGUGUCCUCUCACAAAAUAUCGCAGUUUCACUCUCAUCUCUGAACUUGACCAAGUCUAAUGAUGGCGGUCCGGCCAGUUCGCCCACCCCAGUUGCUGCGAUGUGACAACCGAACAGGGAUUGCUUUUUUGUUUAUGACAGACGAGCAGGAUUUGGUUAGUUUCACUCCCCUUCUGGCGUGGUUCUGAUUGGAUAACCUCCACGCUAGUUUCAUCGCGGUCUCGCCCGUAUCUCCCGGUUCCUGCUUCAUCUCGGAUUUCACUUCUGUCAUGACGAGUACAUUCAUUCGACUGUAAAGAAGACAUAGCAACAACAAGCAGCGUAGAUUCUAGUGUGACCGUCAUGGCGGUAGUCUUCACUUUCACAUGUCGUUGUUUGCCAGCUUUUUGUUCGAUUUCCCCGUUUUUGCCGCUUUUAUUCGUCCUUCAACUCACACCCCCUGUACACACAAGAUUCUCACGCCUGUCCGUUGAGGACUCAACUGGAUCAGAACCAAAUUUUGUUCGUUCUUUUUAGCAUCUCUAUCUUGUCGAUUGGUGUACUACGGGUAUUGUUUUUAGAAGCUCCUCAUGGUGUUCGACUCUUGAUUUCCUCUUCAGGUCCUUUCCUACUUGACGCCUGUUCACAUCUGGUAGCCGUGUGGGCAUAGCAGCAUUACUUUAGAUCUUUCCAUAUGUGUAGAAAAUUUGUGCGGACUACUUUGGGCUCUUACAAGACCCUCACUCAGCUCAUGCUUGAUUCGAGAUAUUGCGCCC